Messenger RNA from Diospyros lotus (date-plum), 994 nucleotides. RefSeq lists its product as uncharacterized. NCBI's taxonomy places the organism in Eukaryota, Viridiplantae, Streptophyta, Magnoliopsida, Ericales, Ebenaceae. The transcript is spliced from 3 exons. The record is from RefSeq and is a predicted model, not a curated record. The coding region runs from base 207 to 545 and encodes 112 amino acids.
GCGGCUGUCCCUCACAAUAAUAUACUUUCAUUUAUUAUACAAUCCUCCACGAUAGGCUUUGGUUUUCUUUGCUGCUGUCCGCCGCUUUCGGCCCUUCCCCUUCGUCUCCGUCGCCGUCCCUGCCGAUACCGAGUUCUGAUUCCGAGUUCCCGACCGCCGAGUCCAAGAUCCCCUUCGUCUUCCUCUGAAUCCGAGGCUAUCUGGUAAUGGGUUCUUCAUUAGGUGAAGCUACUAAGAUGGCGUAUCGUAAUCUUCUCAAAGCUGUGAAGAAACACCUUGGUAAAGAAGAGCGCAACAACCAUUUCACAGAGUUCAUAUCCCAAGAGUUUCGCAAUAGCCUUCAGCAGUCAUCCGAUCUCUCCUCCAUUCAGCACAAACUCAAGCUUGCCCGUGAUUACACGCUCCUUCUCAACAGCGUCCACCACCAGAAGGACUUGCUGUUUUCUUACAACAUUGCUGUGGAUAGAUCCGAUGAAAUGAAAAAAGUACUUGGAAAAUCUGCAGCAAGUGUGGGUCUUAAGCUUCCAGAAGUUUAUCAGCCUUGAUGGAAGGUAUUGUUUCUGCUCAUUUGCUGUACUUGUGCUUUGUUCCAGCAGUUGCAAUCAGCUCAGCUGGUCUUCAAUUCUGCAACUGCCAACUGGGUUCGGGGGGAAUCAGCUUCGAGUAAAUUAGGGCAAUUUUGAUUCAUUAUACAGACAGACAGACUAUUUGCAUUUGUAGUCUGGGACUCUUCUGUUGUCCACUCUUUGGAAUCCUCCUCGUUUGCUGAUUCCGUUCUUGGCACAUUCAAAUUCAACACCAAUUGCAAUUGUUUCAUUCUGUUUGGAGAUGUGACCCAGUAAAAGAUGGAAAACGCUUGUAGCUUUCUUACCAUUCUAUCAGUUAAAUUCAAAAGUUUUAUUAAAUUUGUAAGGGUAAAUUACUUUUAACUCAAGGUAAAUUUGUUAUAAAAUUUAAUUUAAUUCUCCAUUCUAUCAAUUGCUUCAUUUUUUUU